CGGUGCGGAGGCUGCAGCGGAGGCGGCUCCUCCCGGGACGCCCCGUCCCCGAGGGACGCCCGUCCCGCUUCUCGGCCUGAAAUUCCUCUUGCUAGUCUUCCAUUCUGUUAAAUGCUUCGCAAACCAGAGCAAAGGAAGAGACAUGAAGAGUUGAAUUUCACUGCCUUGUUUGGAACUGGGUGGAAAUCCUGGAGAUGGAUCUCUUAGGAGUCUGUCUUCCAAUUGGGUUAGAUGCACAGGAGCAAUGGAUCGCCCCAGCUACCUGGAAGAGGACUAUUCUAGCCUGGAUGGGCUGGACGAUGACGUGUUUCACUCUGAUGACUUUGGACUUGCAGGUCAGCCUGGUGAGAUGACUGCAACUGGCUUUUUCACACAGAACCAGUCCUACAGCUGCCUUCUGGGGAGGUUUCAACUAUUCCCCCUCACACACUGCUGUGGUCCCGGUAUCAGGCAUCCUGAGCAGCAGGACAAGGCAACUCAAACACUCAGCCCAUCCUCUUCCAGUCAGGAUGUUAUGUUGCCUUGUGGAGUCACUGAAGAGCCACGGAGACUCUUCUAUGGGAGUGCUGGUUACCGUUUACAUGUCCCUGCAGCUGGCUUUGUGUUGGACCCGCAGCUCCAGGAGGAGCCUCAGGAAGGUCAGCGGGAAGCACGCGCUGAGGUGCAGAUCGCACGGAAGCUGCAGUGCAUUGCCGACCAGUUCCACCGGCUCCACAUACAGAGGCAUCAGCAGAACAGAAAUCAAGUGUGGUGGCAGCUCUUUCUCUUCCUACACAACUUGGCCUUAAACACGGAGGUGAACAGGAACCACCCUGGGCAGAGGUGAGCUGCGCCCGCCUGUUUGAGGCCACAUCCAGUCUGCAGGGAGCACUGAACAAACACUGGCUCGGGGGCGAGACGCUGCACUCCGCCGGCCGGAUGUGAGGACUCUGACUUUCGCAUACUCGUCUUCAAGUCUGGGUGUUUCCACGGACUCUUCUUUGCUGCUGCCUGCCUCGCGAGGCAGGGAGCUCUUGUCCAACACUGUUGAAGGAAAGCCAGAAUGUGGGUGUGUUUGGUAAAGCUUGCUGCUGGCUCCCCGCACCGGUGACCUCUGUGCAAGGGAGGCAGGUAUUAGACUGACGGCUUCCUCUGCCCUGUGCAGUAGGGGAUGGUAGAGUGCACGAGUGUCAUUUUGGCUGCUAGUUAAAAGUGAUGCCUGGGAUUGAUGACUAAACAUACUUGGGGUAUCUUUUAGAGCAGAGAUGCUCAAUUCCUCCACAUUUUUAGCAGUGAAAAACAUUCAAGUAGCUUGGUUCCAUCGGGUUACUUGUUUUAUUCAUUGGUUACUGUUUAUUUCAUUGUGCCCUGUGUGAGAGAAAAUCACAAAGAAAUCUGACCUUUUCGGCCAUUCCAUUGGGCACCACUUGCAGCGCUCUCACAAGAAAAGCUGUUCUUUGUCAUUGCCGUCAAUUAAAAAAUAAAUAAAUCAGUAGAA
Messenger RNA from Melospiza melodia melodia, 1477 nucleotides. It is a transcript of the gene BMF, whose product is annotated as Bcl2 modifying factor. The record is from RefSeq and is a predicted model, not a curated record. Bases 245 to 826 code for a protein of 193 amino acids. The transcript has 5 exons. Gene Ontology annotation, biological process: apoptotic process; positive regulation of apoptotic process; negative regulation of autophagy. Lineage: Eukaryota; Metazoa; Chordata; Aves; Passeriformes; Passerellidae. Gene Ontology annotation, cellular component: myosin complex.